This is a messenger RNA of Austrofundulus limnaeus, 1598 nucleotides long. RefSeq names its product rab7a interacting mon1-ccz1 complex subunit 1 (gene rimoc1). Gene Ontology annotation, biological process: mitophagy. The record is from RefSeq and is a predicted model, not a curated record. The transcript has 6 exons. Bases 21 to 854 code for a protein of 277 amino acids. NCBI's taxonomy places the organism in Eukaryota, Metazoa, Chordata, Actinopteri, Cyprinodontiformes, Rivulidae.
UGACAAAUACUUCUUUAGCCAUGGCAGACGAGUACAGACGACAAGGAUUUGAGUUGGAAAGAAGAAUAUUUGAGCUCGACAUCAAAUGUUCAAGCCUGAAAGCUGAAAAACAAGAUGAUGACUAUUUACAGAAUGCGUCUGCCAUAUUAGACAAGUUGAAAACUUUUUACAGACAAGGAGAAGAGAGCAGCAACCUUUCCAAGCUGCUUCAGGAUUACACACAGGUGAUUCUUGACAUCACUUUUUAUGAGGAGAAUAAGCUGGUCGACCAGGAGUUCCCUGAGGACUGUUCACCAUUCAAAAUCCAGCAGCUGCUGCAAGACCUAACUGAGCCAGAAGUUUUGGUGACGAGACUUGCACCAGGACAAGAGGUUCAGUCUGUGUUGGGCACAGAGCUGUUAGAAUGUCUCUACUGGAGACGUGGAGCUCUGCUGUAUAUGUACUGUCACACUCUUCAUCAACGAAAACAGUGGAUCAAGAAAAACAAGGACACAUUCCUCAAGUGUAUUCAGGAAGGUGUUCGCUAUCUGAUGCGGAUGCUGCAAGUGAGAAACUCUGUUAAGCUCAGUGAUGGGGUGGUGCUCCAUGACAGCACUACAGCAAGCAUGAUAUCUGAAGGCAUCUUCUCAGACACCCACCUGCUGACCAUGAUGUACAUUGGGGAAAUGUGUUUCUGGGCCGUCAAGUAUGAAGACUGCAACGCAGAAGCUGCAGAACCCAAAGAAGACUGCCUCCAGUUUCGAGACAUCGGUACCCAGAUCCUGAACAAAUACGUCUGUGCUUGUGAGGGUCCUCUGCAGGGCCAGGGCUGGAGCACCGAAAAUGCCAAGGAAAUCCUAAGUAUUUUACAAUAAACAAAUUGUUACUCUGUUAAAGAUGCCCUCAGACACAGAUCUAAGUUCAGUAUUCAAACUUGUCAAUUCCCAGUCUAAAUGAAACCCUUCAAAGGGAUGUAAUGUGAAGGAGAGGAGCAGGCAGCAAGUGGAUAUGUAGAAAGGUAUGUUUAGGUGAGUGUCUACAGGCUACUUAAUCCUAUGCCAAAAAGGCCCCAGACAAAGCAGAUGAACGAGAGAUUAGAAUGGGAAUAAAAUUCUGGGUGUUCAAGAAAGGCUGUUCACUAAUCGUUUAUGCUAUUCUGCUGAUAAAGCAGUUAUCGUUCUGAUUCCAGACUGUUGCCUGGGGCACUCGUUUUGCUCUAAGAAUGUGUUAUAAUAACAUUAAUAUUAUUAAAAGGAUAUUAUUUUUAAGAAAAUUACCAUCUUUAAUUUUUAUGAUUGUUAGAAGUUUAAAGUUAAUCCAGCAGGAUGUCAGACAUUGCACAGUAACAUUUUUAUUUAUUGUUUUGUUGCCAUUUUUACAUUUUUAAGAUAUAACAGGGUGACGUGUUUACAGUUUAAACAGAAAAGGCAAAGAAAAAAGUGUUUAAAAACGGAUGGACUGGUUUAAAUGUUUUAGAAGCUUAAUUUUGUUUCCUUAUACUCCACUUGAAUAAUAUUAUUAGUGUAACAAUAAAAAAAAAACUUUGUUGUUUUGAGAAAAAAAUGUUUUGUUUUUUAUGUCCUUGUUGACAAUAAACACAUGCAUUGUUUCAAGUAAAA